Messenger RNA from Cicer arietinum (chickpea), 2156 nucleotides. Its product is annotated as phosphatidylinositol/phosphatidylcholine transfer protein SFH12. The record is from RefSeq and is a predicted model, not a curated record. Lineage: Eukaryota; Viridiplantae; Streptophyta; Magnoliopsida; Fabales; Fabaceae.
CAUUGAUACCUCGUGGAAGCCUCAUUGUCUCUGAAACUAAUUACCCUAUUUUCAGAAUUACAUUCUCUUCUUAUAAUAACUUGUCUUUUUUCUCUUUCCACCGUCCCCUUCACUUUUCAAGAGGUCAUUUGGGAGUGCAUUGUUUGUCUCUGCAUUUGUAGGAUGAGACGUUAAAUUCUCCUGAAUACCAAGCAGAAGCGACAAUCAAAAAACUAAACACAAUGUCUUUGUCGGGACCCCUAUCUCCCAGGCCAGCUCUUGACAAGAUUGACCGCGUUGGAUCAUUGAAGAAGAAGCUGAGGGAUUCCCUCACUAGGAGGAGUAGGAGAAGUAGUAGCAAGGUUAUGUCAGUUGAAAUUGAGGAUGUUCGCGAUGCUGAUGAUUUGAAGGCUGUUGAUGAAUUCCGUCAAGCUCUUGUGUUGGAUGAACUUCUCCCUGAGAAGCAUGAUGAUUAUCAUAUGUUGCUAAGAUUCCUGAGGGCAAGGAAAUUUGACAUUGAGAAAUCAAAGCAAAUGUGGUCUGACAUGCUUCAAUGGAGGAAGGAAUUUGGUGCUGACACCAUUGUUGAGGAUUUUGAAUUCAAGGAACUAGAGGAAGUGUUGCAAUAUUAUCCUCAUGGACAUCAUGGAGUAGAUAAAGAGGGAAGACCAGUUUACAUUGAGAGGUUGGGCCAAGUAGACGCCACCAAAUUGAUGCAAGUCACAACCAUGGAUCGCUAUAUCAAAUAUCAUGUCAAGGAGUUUGAGAAGACAUUUGAUCUCAAGUUUGCAGCUUGUUCUAUUGCUGCAAAGAAGCAUAUAGAUCAAAGUACCACCAUCUUAGAUGUGCAAGGAGUGGGGCUUAAGAGCUUCAACAAACAAGCCAGGGAACUUAUCAUGCGCCUUCAGAAGAUUGACGGUGACAAUUAUCCUGAAACCUUGAAUCGCAUGUUCAUCAUCAAUGCAGGUUCUGGAUUCAGAAUGUUGUGGAACACUGUUAAAUCCUUCCUUGAUCCAAAGACCACAGCAAAAAUCCAUGUUCUUAGCAACAAGUACGAAAGCAAAUUGCUUGAAAUAAUUGAUGCCAGUGAAUUGCCAGAGUUUUUAGGAGGUACUUGUACUUGUGCUGAGCAUGGCGGUUGCAUGCGUUCUGAUAAGGGUCCAUGGAAGGAUCAAGAAAUUUAUAGGAUGGUUCAGAACGGAGAGCACAAAUGCUCAAGUAAAUAUGAACCUCCUGUUGUGGAAGAGAAAACAACAACUUCUGAGGUAAGCGAGAGUUCCAAAAUGGAGGCAAUGCUCACCGCACAAUUCUCUAAAGUUUUUGCCGAGGCCGAUUCUUCAAAAGCUUGCAACUACGAAGAUUUUGUCCCUAUGGCUGAUAAAACUGCUUGGAAGAAGGUAGAAGAAAAUGAGACAUUUGCCGUAUCAAAAGCUGAAGUACAAAAUUUCACGAUGCCUGAUUCGUUCAAGAUUCACGAAAAAGUGAACUCACAGAUUUUCACUGGUGUGAUGGCCUUUGUGAUGGGCAUUGUUACCAUGGUGAGGAUGACACGAAACAUGCCGAAAAAGCUCACUGAUGCAAACUUCUACUCGAAUUCUGCUUACUCCUGUGGUGACUAUAAAGGCCAAGACCCUUGUGACCAAAUGACUAACCCUACCAUUUCUGCUCAAGAGUUCAUGACUGUGAUGAAGCGCAUGGCGGAGUUGGAAGAUAAAAUGGUCAACAUGAACCAAAUUACUUGCAUGCCACCUGAGAAGGAAGAAAUGCUUAAUGCUGCUAUAAGUCGUGCUGAUGCUCUUGAGCAAGAACUUAUGGCGACCAAGAAGGCUUUGGAGGAUUCACUUGCCCGACAAGAGGAGCUUUCAGAUUACAUCGAGAAAAAGAAAAAGAAGAAGAAGUUGUUUGCUUGGUGAGCUCCGAAUAAAAUUGGGGAUAAUUAUACUUUUGGCAUUCUAAAGACUUUCCGAAAAUUCCCUCACUCCUAAAUGUAAUUGUUCGAACUACGAACUAAUAAUAGAUGGACCAGAAAUUAUAUCAUCGUAAAAUACUCUGAAUAGGACUUGCUCUUGUUGUAUAUAAAAAACGCGAUGCACAUUGUAUGCAAAAGCUAGUUCUAUUUUGGACGUACUGUUUACGAAUGAAUAUAUUAUAGUAUAAAGUUAGAGUAUUUUUAUUCA